AAAAUGAUAAAAACUAUUUAGAUUCCAGCAUAUACUUUUUAGUUAACUAUCAACAUCCGAAGUAACUGCAAUAAGUUAAUCGAAAUUCGUGUGUGUACUCUAUAAAUAAAAAUAAAAAAUGAGUUUAAUUAUCAUAAUGCAUAUUUAUAGUAUGUUAUUAAUGGUUUUAACAAUGCCUCUGAUAAUAUCGAAGUCUAUACAAUAUAAAUUAAAACCAAUAGUGUCAACUUACGACUUCCCGAUUUCAAAUAACGCAAAACCAGCCUUCGGGGAUGUCCACAGCCCGAACGUUAAUCAACAAGUGAUCGUUCCGAUAGUAGAGGAAUUCUUCGAUUUUUCGACAGAAAAUGUCGAAGUCCAAGAGCCUUUUUACCAAGAACUAAUCCAAGAAACGUUGACUACCACAACUACUACAACUACCACAACUACUACAAUCCCGGAUACCAACGUGAAUGCAAAUACAACAACUAUGAUUACAACUGAAACUACCGAAAAAGAAAAUAAUUCGCUUAUAGACGCGUCCACGGAAUAUCCUACAACAAAAUUUAUCACCUCUACAGAGUUACCUGAAGAACGGAUAAGCACUUCAUACAACACCACCAUGUAUACCACGACCAAAAUACCAAUCGAUAUCGAAUGCGAUCACAAGCCGCUACUCUUCGCAUUGACCGCAUGCGUUGCCAUUAGCGUUAUAUUAGCUGUGUUGUUGGUGUAUAAAAACUUAGCAAGAAUCAAACAGAGUAAUGCUUUUAACCACUUAUGUGUUUUUCAACAAAAACGAGAAUCAUAUGCACUUUGAUUUUCUAAUGUAAUGGAUUUCUCCUCAAAGUAUUUAUUUUCCUGUUGUUUGGCUUAAUAUUCGGUUGUUAUUUUUUAUAGCAUUGGAUGUUGAUAACAUUGUUGUUGAAAAAAAUAAGAAAAGAAGAAUUGUUAAAAAGAAAUUGUUGCUGACAUAACAUUAUCUUUUUUUCUCUAGACCUAAAAUGUGUCCAGGCUUCUCAUUUAGUAGUGGACAUCAUUGUUAUGUAUAUGUUACAAUAUGUUACAAUAUGUAUAUAGUGUACAUAAAUUAGAGUUAAAAAUUUGUUGUGUUAUUAGUGAA
Messenger RNA from Phyllotreta striolata, 1102 nucleotides. Lineage: Eukaryota; Metazoa; Arthropoda; Insecta; Coleoptera; Chrysomelidae. The record is from the annotation of a GenBank genome assembly.